Messenger RNA from Pleurotus ostreatus (oyster mushroom), 1308 nucleotides. RefSeq lists its product as uncharacterized. The transcript has 9 exons. Gene Ontology annotation, molecular function: FAD binding. The record is from RefSeq and is a predicted model, not a curated record. NCBI's taxonomy places the organism in Eukaryota, Fungi, Basidiomycota, Agaricomycetes, Agaricales, Pleurotaceae. Bases 1 to 1308 code for a protein of 435 amino acids. Gene Ontology annotation, biological process: secondary metabolite biosynthetic process.
AUGCACAACGACGGACUGCCUCGAGCUCGUAUUCGGGUGGCUAUUUGCGGCGGUGGUAUCAGCGGCUUGUGCCUAGCUGUUGCGCUUUCGAAGGCUUCCAACGUAGAAGUAAAUGUAUACGAAUCAGCUCAGCGAUUUAGCGAAAUCGGCGCGGGUGUCAUGAUCUGGUCCAGAACAUGGCGAAUCUUGGAGCAGAUGGGCUUAGCCGAUGCAUUCUCCAGAAUCGCGCAUGCACCACCUGAUGGUUCUAUGGGGAUUGGCUUUGAUUACCGACGCUCAGAUGGGCCAGAAGGGUUCGACUUCUACCGGGUGCAGAUGCCAUAUGGAUGCAUCCGUUUCCACCGUGCACAAUUCCUUGAUGUUCUCAUCGACCGAUUGCCCACUGGCGUGGCGCAUUUCGGGAAACGCCUAAGGAGCUACUCACAAUCUAAUAAUGGGCCGAUUGGACUUCGGUUUUCUGAUGGAUCGAUGGUCGAAUGCGAUGUCCUAUUGGGUUGUGACGGCAUAAAGUCGGUGAUUCGAGGACAGAUGUUGAGGGACAGGGCUAAAGAGAAUAACGAUGGGAGUUUGCUUGAUCUCGUUGACCCAGUCUGGAGCGGGACGAUUGCGUACAGAGGAUUGAUCCCCGCCGAAAGGCUGAACGAGGAACACAGAGCACUUGGGGCGCCCAUGAUGUAUUGCGGGCAAGACAAGCAUGUCGUCAGCUAUUCAAUAUCCCAGGGCAGUGUGGUGAAUGUCGUUACUUUUAGCUCCAAUCCAAACGAGGAAGGUCGCCCAUAUGGCGGCCCAUGGGUUGUAGACUGUGAGAGGGAAGAACUUCUCGAGUCUUACAGUGGAUGGGAGCCCGAAGUAGGAGAACUGCUACAGGUGACCAGGACUUCUGCCUUUUCAGUCGAGAUGACGCAAGGGCUCAUUCAAAACUCUAUCUUCAGGAGAGUGGCAUUGAUCGGGGAUUCGGCGCAUGCGAUGGUUCCUCACCAAGGCGCUGGGGCUGGUCAAGCAAUAGAGGAUGCGUAUAUUAUUGCAUGCCUUAUCUCCCGUGCAAGCGAGGCAACGGUGGAUCUCGCACUGCAGGCGUAUGAACUCGUCCGCUUGCCAGUUGCCAACCACGUCCUCAAAGGCUCCGCCGAAUCGGGCAAGAUGUACGAAUUCAACUCUCAGCAUGGGGAUGACUAUCGUACACUGGGAAGGGCCAUCGAACGACAAUGGGAUUGGAUCCACUGGCCGUCCCCAAAUGAAGACUUGGCUUGUGCAUUGGACUGGGUUUCCCAGCAGCUUAUGUUGCGGCGCGAAGGGGGUUAUGCCUAA